Messenger RNA from Lepus europaeus (European hare), 3857 nucleotides. It is a transcript of the gene DHDDS, whose product is annotated as dehydrodolichyl diphosphate synthase subunit. Gene Ontology annotation, biological process: polyprenol biosynthetic process. Gene Ontology annotation, cellular component: dehydrodolichyl diphosphate synthase complex; endoplasmic reticulum. NCBI's taxonomy places the organism in Eukaryota, Metazoa, Chordata, Mammalia, Lagomorpha, Leporidae. Gene Ontology annotation, molecular function: ditrans,polycis-polyprenyl diphosphate synthase [(2E,6E)-farnesyl diphosphate specific] activity. The transcript has 10 exons. The coding region runs from base 236 to 1240 and encodes 334 amino acids. The record is from RefSeq and is a predicted model, not a curated record.
GGGGGAAUAGAAAAUGACAAUACCAGUGAAGUAGGAGGCAGCGAGUACCGCACUGCACGGGUUAGUGACUGGGAGCGCAGAAUGGGAAAUGACUUGGGGGAAGAUGGAGGAGGACGCGGCGAAUGAUCGAGACGUAGGCGCCGUGAUGUGGCAGCAAGCAGAUGUAGAUGUUCAGAAGAAGUUUCCAGACUGGUGUCUUGUUAUUCUGGGGUGAUCCCCUGACCGGGCGAGAACUAUGUCAUGGAUCAAGGAAGGAGAGCUGUCACUUUGGGAGCGGUUCUGUGCCAACAUCAUAAAGGCAGGCCCCAUGCCCAAACACAUCGCAUUCAUAAUGGAUGGGAACCGCCGUUAUGCCAAGAAGUGCCAGGUGGAGCGGCAGGAGGGCCACUCUCAAGGCUUCAACAAGCUGGCUGAGACUCUGCGCUGGUGUUUGAACCUGGGCAUCCUUGAGGUGACGGUCUACGCAUUCAGCAUUGAGAACUUCAAACGCUCCAAGAGUGAGGUAGACGGGCUGAUGGAUCUGGCCCGGCAGAAGUUCAGCCGCUUGAUGGAAGAACAGGAGAAACUGCAAAAGCAUGGAGUGUGUAUCCGUGUCCUGGGUGACCUACAUUUGUUGCCCUUGGAUCUCCAGGAGCUGAUUGCACAAGCUGUACGGGCCACUAAGAACUACAACAAGUGUUUCCUGAACGUGUGCUUUGCAUACACAUCCCGUCACGAGAUCAGCAACGCUGUGAGAGAGAUGGCCUGGGGAGUGGAGCAAGGCCUGCUGGAUCCCAGCGAUGUCUCCGAGUCUCUGCUUGAUAAGUGCCUCUAUACCAGCCACUCGCCUCACCCUGACAUCUUGAUACGGACUUCUGGAGAAGUGCGGCUAAGCGACUUCCUGCUCUGGCAGACCUCCCACUCCUGCCUGGUGUUCCAACCUGUUUUGUGGCCAGAAUACACAUUUUGGAACCUCUGUGAGGCCAUCCUUCAGUUCCAAAUGAACCAUAGCAUGCUUCAGCAGAAGGCCCGAGACACGUAUGCAGAGGAGCGGAAGAGGCACCAGCUGGAGAGGGACCAGGCUGCAGUGACAGAGCAGCUGCUGCGAGAGGGGCUCCAGGCCAGUGGGGACACCCAGCUCCGACGGACACGCUUGCACAGACUCUCAGCCAGACGGGAAGAGCGGGUCCAGGGCUUCCUGCAGGCCUUGGAGCUCAAGCGGGCUGACUGGCUGGCACGUCUGGGCACCGCAUCAGCCUGAGUGAGGCUGGCUGCCUGCCACUUUGUCCUGCCCUCUGCCUCCAGGGCCCCACUCCCCUUUCAUUUUUUGGUGAAAGGCACCUCCCUCUUGAGGAAGAAUUGUCGUCCCUUUGCUUGGCAGGGGAGCCCCCAAGGCCAGGGCUGCGGGCUGUAGAUAUCUUUGGACUGCCUAUGGUAGUGGCCCCUGGGAAGGGUUGGAGAGGAGUCUUCCCCCAAGGCCAGUAAACCCAGCUGUGCUCACCAAUAGGUCUGGAGAGCAGGGCGCCACAGUGCAUUGGCUGCCUGCCCCCUCCGCCUCUGCCACCACUCUGUGCUCCCGGACGGACUUUUCUUGCCACAGCACAUCCUUCAACAAACAAUUGCAGGGAAGAGGGCACCCCCUCCCCGCCCCAACCACAGCCCUUCACCCAUCCAUCUCCACCUUCCCCCUGACUUGCACGGAAGAUUUGGCUCUACCUUGGGUCGGCUGGUAAAUAGCUAAGAGGCAGCCAGCAUUAUUUGGGCAGGGAAAAAAGGGGCAGGAGCGACUGAAAGAAAAUGUGCCCAUCUGCCGCUCCUCCCCUUGGCUCUCCACCUGGGAUUUGCUAUUGAAUCUCCACCCCCUCCCACCACGCAGUACUGAUUGCUCACUGAAAGGCUCAGCGCCCCCAAUGGCGCGCGGAAGCCAGCCGGGUGAUUACAAUCCAAUUACCUAUUGUCGACUCAGCCCACACAAGCUUUUCUCCUCCUCUCGCAGGGCACGGGGCCAGGCUCCACUCCCAGUGGGACCGGCUCCCUCCAUGGCUACAGGGUAACAGAAGGGCCUGUAGGCCCUGGUGAUCGAAUGCAGCACCGGCCUACUUCGCCGUAACACAUCAGGCCUGAACAGAACCAGGCGCGGUUCCUGUCCUCCCUGGUUCAGUCAUUGAGGUUUCUCGGCUCUUGACCUGGCUCCCCAAGAAGGCCCUGAGACGAUUUACUUCGCAGCAUGGCAGGCUGUUCCAGGCGCUCUCUGCUGGUGGAGGCCAAGGCUGCCCAGCAGGAGGAAGAGGGCAGAGUCAGGGAAGGUUGUGUCCUUUCCCUCACCUCCCCUGCCAGGCGUUGCUGCUGAGAGGAUUAGAGCCUUUGAAGAGCUGUCUGAGCGACUGCUCCCAGUGCCCGAGCAGCGGUUCCUGCCCAGGGCUGCUCCUCGGUUUCCCCGCUUUCCUUUCUGCAAGCUGUUUCCCUAGUGCCUCCCUCCAGAGGGGAGGUGGGAUCUUGUAAGCAGAGUAGACUUCCGAGCCCCCUAACUUCUCAGACCUGAACCCAUCCUUGCCUUCCUGUGCCCAGAUACCUGGUGCCACAGGCCCCUUGGCCACUGUCCCUGCUUCCUGAAACAAGCAUAAGUGCCAGACACUGCGGUUGAAAAGCCAAUCAACUCAUCCUUUGGCAAGCCCCCUACACACCUGGCACUCCCCACUACCAAUGCCUGGCACCAUGUUCCCGGAGAGCAGGUGCUGUACAUUUUCCAGUCUUACAAUGGGGCUGUUGACAGCCUUAAUUAGGGAGGCAUGAAUUAUGUGGCUAUAAUACAGAGCCCUACAAUUAAGGCGGGAAUGAGGGGCUGGAGGCAGCACACAGAAUCUACCCUGUGAGUGUGGCUGGCUUUCCCUAAUAUGAUUGGGGGACGGUGGAGAUGAUUAAUGGAACUGGUAUUUCUGGCCUGAGGUCCUGUGUUCUGGGAAAGGUACACAGGGUGGAGCAGGGAGCAGCUGCCCCAGGAGACACUGGGAGUGGGAAGGAGAGGCGUUGAGGCCAUUGCUGUCCGGCGGCAGCAUCUGCAAAAUACUUGAUUUGAACUUAACGGUUGCUUUCUGUUGGUAGGAUUUGUGCACACCAGGUGGGACCAAUUUACGUGUCCUUCCACCUGUAAGCCAACCCCCACUUUGAGGACUUUUAUCCUGUUGUUCUCCUGGGCCUCAUAAUAGAAUUUUUAAGAUUCUUAGAUGUAAGACUUGUUUUGCUGCUGCAGUCGCCUGGCCCCCCUCCACGUGCGUUUGGCUAGCUCAAGACCAUGGCUUCCCGCUCCGGCAGGGGAGGCAGGCCCUGGAAGCGCCCUUUUGCCAUCACAACACCUGUUCCUCUACUUGUCCCCUAAUCCCCCGGCGCUUGUCUCCACCCUCCUUUCCGUCACCCAAAUGAAAGGAAGCCAGCUUGACAGUAGAAGGAGGGAUUUCGCCAGCUGCGUCUGCAGCGCCCAGGCUUGGUGGCCGCCUCGUCGGGUGGGGGCUGCUGGGCUCCAUGUCUCCAAGCUGGGUAGAGCUUAGGGGGAGGGGACUCUGGUAGGCCUUGGCGGGCGCUGUCCGUCAUUCUGUGGCGGGGUCCUGGGGUUCAGUAAUACAGGGCCCUAAAGGAGCCCCCCCCAUCAGCCAUGGGGGGCCUCCUCAGUGUUUGGGGAGGCGGCUGAGCAACGGGUGCUGAAAGGACAGCUCCUACCUGCCCCACAGCACCCGGAAGGCACCUCUGAGCGAAAAGGCUCCCCUGCGAUCCCCACCCGACCCCGCGCGGACCGCCUCCCAGCCCGAGCAGUGUGAAGAAGAGGCGAGGACGACCCCUGGACCGACCAAAGCCCGCGCGCCGCUGCAUCCCCGCGCCCAGCG